Molecule: messenger RNA, 1818 nt
Organism: Acaulospora morrowiae
Lineage: Eukaryota; Fungi; Glomeromycota; Glomeromycetes; Diversisporales; Acaulosporaceae
Source: the annotation of a GenBank genome assembly
AUGGAUGGCAUGGUGUUGAUGGGUUUGGGCUCCUCACCCUUCAACGGUUCGUCAUUCCUUCUUCCGCCUAGUGAAGUAAACAUGGAUUCCGUGCCUUCAUAUUACUCAAAUGACAACAUUCCAAUGAGUGAUAAGGAACCACCACAACUUUUGUCUUCAAAUUUUGUACAACCGGAAAUGCCUUCAGAGUCACAAGGAUAUGCACCUAUGUCUGACAACGGGUACCCUCAAGAUCAAUUCGGAAUGCACUCUCACUCCUCUCUCGGUCCUGGCUUUCCCAUCCCAGAACCUCCGCCCUAUGAGCAUUUCAAAGAAUACACUUGGGGGGUUCCCAAGGAAUUUGCAACCAUCUUACCACAAGAAGAUUUCAAUCCAUCGUCGAUUUUAGAUUCCGCUGAUGAGCAAUUCAUUUUCGAUAAUUUUCUCUACAAUCUUCAAGCAAACCCCGACUACAUAUUCAAUCCGUCAUUGCCCACGAAUAUGCCCGCGUUCCCUCCGCCCCCGGACAACAGUGUGAAUGGAUUGUUCAAGUCCAUGUGUGUGAGUCAUUGUCCACCAGGUACGAUACUGACGUCUUCGCCCAAUCAGAAUCAUCGCGAAUUGGCUUCAUCAUCACAGUUACCAUCGCAAAGUUCCGACGAGAAAAGUGGAUCAUCCACGUCACAAUCAGUUCCAGCAAAGCGCAAACAGGAAGGUAAUGACGAGAGAUCCAUACGCAGUCCUCGACCAAUCUCGCCGUCCAUGCAACUAUCCAAUCUGUCCAUCAACAGUAGUGGCACCAGUAAUAACUACCUUGACAACGAUAAUGACGAGAGCCCAGGAAACACGCCCAGCAGCAGCGUCAACGGAUCACCAUCACCCAGAACCCCCAAUCGAGAGUUGGCAAAGAACGAGGAGGAGUCAGGGUCCGCCAGUAACUUGGCAGAGACAUCUUCAAAUGAGAAUGAUAACACGACGGAUGACUUUGCCGAGAUAAAAUCCGAGUCAAAGCCCACACCUCAGAAGUCAAGUAGAAAGCCGUACAAGGAACUUCUCACGGAAGAAGAGAAACGGGCGAAUCACAUUGCGUCCGAACAAAAACGAAGGAAUACAAUUCGUGCCGGAUUUAAAGAACUAACAGACAUUAUACCAACGCUAAAGAACGUGAAUAAUUCAAAAAGCACAAUUCUAUUUAAGGCAGUGGAUUACAUCAAGUAUUUAGAAAGGAGGAAUAAAAAUUUAAAAGAGCGCGCUGGCCUCUUGGAGAUGCGAGUCGAAAUGGAGAUGAGACAAGGGAAGAGGUUCCAUCAUAAUGGGUUCGGACCGACGAUGGGUUUUGGUCAUCAACGAGUUGGACCGAUGCCAAUCAGUGCGGGCUACGGGAUGAUGCACAACCCGAUGAAUGGGAUGAACGGAAUGAAUAGCAUCAACGGCAUGGGCAUCCCGAUAGGGCCCGGUCAUCCACCACCACAAACUCAUGUCAUACCAUCAUCUCAAAUGUAUUUCGUUUCCACCGGCACAGAGAGUCAACAACCCAUGGCAACGCACCAACAGAUGAUUCCUAGUGGGAGUGCGGUUUCAUCGGUAAAUCAAACGAACAAUGUAUUUAGAAAUGGCAUGCAAAUACCACAGCAGCCACCUCAUCCAACCAACAAUGAAACCAAUAACAAUAAUGGACUCGUUCCAGGAAUGAAAAUCCCAAGCGAUGACGACCAAGAGAUGAUGAAUCAUCAUCAUAACGGAGUUGAUCCUGGAAUGGUCGGAGCUGAACAUGACGGGGACACAUCCAUGAUGGUCCUGAAUGGAAAUGCGCCGCGUGUCGGAGUCAAAUGUCUAUAA